Mesocestoides corti is the source of this 7782-nucleotide messenger RNA. NCBI's taxonomy places the organism in Eukaryota, Metazoa, Platyhelminthes, Cestoda, Cyclophyllidea, Mesocestoididae. The record is from the annotation of a GenBank genome assembly.
AUGCAACGUCGGGUUGGGACAUUCAGGAGGCGUGGUGGAGGUACCUUCAGAGGAAGUAAUCGUAAACAAGGAAACUAUGUGGAAUCUGAAAAUGAUGUUCCAUUGGACAUCGAAAGUGCAAUGUCGGAGUCAAAUGAAAGUCGUUACAGUCGUGCUAAAUCGAACGAUAUCAUGGAUCGGCGCUAUGGCUUUGAGCCCUUUAACGGACCAGGGGAACGGUUUGGUUGGUUGAUUAAUAUGCAUCCAACAGAUAUUCUUGAUGACUCAAAAAAUCUUGUCAGUGCUGUUGACUUUUACUUUAUCCAAUCUGAUGGUUUGCGGUUUAAGGUGUCAAGGGCCUACCUGCCAUAUUUCUUCGUUUCCGUAGCAGGUGACCAGGGCAAUGAAGCUGAAGUUACAACGUUUCUAUCUCGAAGAUACGAGGGUCGUAUUGUCAAAAUCGAAUCAGUAGAAAAAGAAGAUUUGGACAUGUCAAAUCACUUGAUUGGAUUGAAAGCGCGAUAUCUCAAGCUUUCGUUUUAUUCCGUGGACGAACUUGUUCGAGUUCGAAAAGAGAUUGCUGCCCGAGUUAAGGCGAAUAAGGAAGUUCAAAGUCUUAAAUCCACGUACACGGACAUGUUAGGCGAGCACUUUAGGGAUUCGAAUGAGACGGAGUCUGUUGAUCCGUUGAAAAGGAGGACUGCCUCCAAAGCAUCUGAUGCACUCGACUACCUUAAUGAUAUCCGGGAAUACGAUGUCCCGUACUUGAUGCGCGUCUCUAUUGACUUGGGGAUAUUCGCAGCUCACUGGUAUACCAUCAAAUGCCGGCCAGGUCAUCCGCCGGAAUUCAUUUGUUCAGAGGAGACCGUCGCUUGGCCAGAACCAGUAGUUCUGGCUUACGAUAUUGAAACAACCAAGUUGCCCCUAAAAUUUCCCGAUGCGUCUAUUGACCAGAUAAUGAUGAUCUCGUAUAUGAUAGACGGAGCUGGUUUUCUUAUAUGUAAUAAAGAGAUAAUAGCCGAAGACAUUGAUGAUUUUGAGUUCACUCCUCGUCCCGAAUUUCCCGGCCAAUUUCGCGUCUUCAAUGUGUCAAAUGAGGAGGCUGUUAUCCGCCACUUUUUUGACCACAUUUUGCGCGUCAAACCCACCAUUAUGGUAACCUACAACGGCGACAAUUUCGAUUGGCCCUUUGUUGAGGCUCGAGCAGCGGUUUACAAUAUAAGCAUGUCAGAGGAAAUCGGUUUCAAUCGUGAGAAAUCCGGACCAAGCCCAGGUCGUGACGCGAAUGCCGGCGACUACCUCGCUCGCCCCGCUGUCCACAUGGAUUGUUUUCGUUGGGUUAAGCGCGACAGCUAUUUACCCGUAGGUGCUCACGGCCUAAAGGCCGUGGCAAAAGCCAAACUGCAUUACGAUCCGAUUGAAAUGGACCCAGAGGUUAUGUGCCUGAUGGCUCGUGAGGCACCUCGGACACUCGCUAACUACUCAGUUUCCGACGCCGUAGCAACCUACUAUCUCUACAUGAAGUACGUCCACCCGUUCGUCUUCGCCUUGUGCACCAUUCUGCCUCUGAACCCUGACGAUGUUCUGCGAAAAGGCUCGGGUACCCUGUGCGAGGCUCUAUUAAUGGUUCGCGCGCACGAAGCUAAUGUCAUUUUCCCACACAAACAGUCUGCUGGUUCCUCCCACGGUGGUGCACAAGGAAUACUGAGUGAUUCGGGAAAUAACUACUUCUUUACAGAAGACAACAAAUUAAUUGAUUCUGAGACCUACGUUGGUGGGCAUGUGGAAGCUCUCGAAGCGGGAGUUUUCCGUGCUGACAUACCCGUUCGUUUUCGCUUGGUUCCUGUGACUUGCGAGAAGCUUCGAUCUGACGCACGUCGGUGCAUCAAACGAGCAAUCUCCACUGAACUUGACACUAAAGACCCCAGUGUUGUCGACAGUCUUGUUGCCAAGGACAAUUUCGAUGUAGUUUGUGCGGAAGUUGAACAGUCGCUAGCGCAGCUCGCAGCCAUGCCUAAUCGUGUCGAGUGUCCUGUUCUGGUGCAUCUGGAUGUUGGUGCCAUGUACCCCAAUAUAAUCCUCACAAAUCGUCUCCAACCAUCGGCUGUCGCUUCAGACGCGGAAAAGCACUGCUCCGGGUGUCAUUUCUACAGACCUGGAGUGUCCUGUCAGCGCUUCAUGUCUUGGCAGUGGCGCGGUGAACUGUGGACGGCGUCGCGACCAGAGGUUUAUCGUGUUCAAGCCCAGCUCCAGCAGGAGCGUUUCCCCACGAAAUGUCCCACCACUGGCCAAACCUUUACCCGAGCUUUUCACGAACUCCCAAAGGAGGAACAGGCGAUUGUAGAGAAGAAACGCCUCAGCGAUUUCUGCCGUCGCGCCUACAAACGUGUUCACUUGACGCGAACCGAGGAGCGGGUUGCUGUGGUUUGUCAGCGCGAAAACUCCUUCUACGUGGACACAGUCCGAUCUUUCCGUGACAGACGUUACAAGUUCAAGGGCCUCACUAAGAUUUGGAAGCGGAAACUGGAUGAGGCGACAGCCGCUGCUAAAGCGGGAACCGGUGAUCCCGCGGAUGUAAAGCAAGCCGGUUCCCUGGUCAUCCUCUACGAUAGUUUACAAUUGGCGCACAAGUGCAUUCUCAACUCCUUCUACGGCUACGUAAUGCGUCGAGGCGCCCGUUGGCAUUCCAUGGAGAUGGCCGGAAUCGUGUGUCACACUGGUGCCAACAUCAUCACGCGCGCUAGAGAACUUGUCGAACAGAUCGGCCGAACCCUGGAGUUGGACACGGACGGUAUUUGGUGCAUGCUUCCGGCCAGUUUCCCGCAAAACCUAUCCAUCCGGCUUGUCAACGGAAAAACCAUCUCCAUCUCCUACCCAGGCGCCAUUCUCAACCAGAUGGUGCAAGACCUCUUCACCAACGACCAAUAUCAUGAGCUCACAAAUCCCACCACCCUCUCGUACACGGUCAGGUCAGAGAACUCCAUCUUCUUCGAAAUCGACGGGCCGUAUCGUGCGAUGGUCCUGCCCGCUGCCAAGGAGGAGGGCAAGAAACUCAAAAAACGCUACGCCGUUUUCAACUUUAACGGAAGCCUGGCGGAGCUGAAGGGCUUCGAGGUGAAACGGAACGGAGAGUUGCAGCUGAUCAAGAUAUUCCAGUCCUCGGUGUUCGAGGCAUUUCUGCGGGGCAGCACACUGACGGAGGUCUACGCCGCGGUGGCAAAGGUUGCCGAUCACUGGUUGGACGUGCUCUACUCCCACGGGGCUGGAAUGCCCGACUCGGAGCUGUUUGACCUCAUCGCGGAGAACAGGAGCAUGUCGAGGAAGCUGGCCGAUUACGGUGACCAAAAGUCAACGUCAAUUAGCACGGCCAAACGGUUGGCUGAGUUCUUGGGCGACGCGGUUGUCAAGGAGGCUCGUCUCUCAUGCAGGUUCAUCAUUGCGAGGCAGCCGGAGCAGGCGCCUGUCACCGAGAGAGCUAUUCCUCUAGCGAUAUUUCAGGCCGAGCCAUCCGUAAAGCGUCACUUCCUUCGCAAAUGGCUGAAGGACUCCAGCGUCGGAGCAGACACCGACCUACGCGCCAUCCUCGAUUGGAAGUACUACAUCGAGAGGCUGGGCAGUGCUAUUCAGAAGAUAAUCACCAUUCCCGCGGCCCUACAGCAAGUGCCCAAUCCCGUGCCCCGCGUCGCUCACCCCGAUUGGCUGUUGAAGCGUCUCAACGAGAAGACAGAUACCUGCAGACAGCGCAAACUCACCGACAUGUUUUUUUCGUGUGACAUCGAGGAGGCAGGCGCGACAGCACCACCAACCCUCUCCCCCCCGCCUGUGCCGAGGGUCGUGAAAAAGCGGCCUUCGGAGGCGCCACCGAAGCCCGCGGAACUACCGCCUGCGUGGAGGGACGUUCUAGGUGAACCCCCGGCCUUGGCAGCCGUCGGCACUCAAGCCUGGCUGGAAUUCCAUCAGAAGAAGUGGAAGCUGCAGGCGGAGCGGCGGAAGUGGUUAGCGGCGCGACAGGACGGCGACGGGGCGCUUUUAACCGGUGGCCCGCUGGCAAAGCGAGCAAGAGGCCUUGGCGGCUUUCUCACGAGGACACGGGUUGCUUUGACCAACGCAGUGUGGCAGAUAAUCGAAGUCGUACCAAACCCAAACCAGCCUGGUCGAUACACUUUGUGGGUGUUUGUUCGGUCCCCUUUCGAUCCAGAGGGUUCAGGGGGUCAAUUGCAUUCCAUCCGGCUGGAAGUUCCUCGUCGCUUCUACGUCAACAUGCGUGUUCCUAAACUCCACGAUUCGGGCACCUACUACCACAAAGUCUCCGUCACCAGGACUAAUUGUGUUGAGGAGGGCCAGAUAACCAACUCCAACUACUCCCUGCCACGCAGUCACCCGGUUUACCACCUUUACGAGUACAACGUCCCAGAGGACGUUUACGCGGCGCAUUCAGUCGACAUCGCCGCUGACUUGGCCCAGCCCGAGGUCGAAGGGGUCUACGAGCUAAAUGUGCCCUCGCUCUUUCGCAUCCUCACUCGCAUUGGCUGUCUGUGUGGAGUGAGCCAGAAGAAGAGGUCCUCGGUGAACACGGCAGCGUCGGCAGACGCAGGGGAAGCCUUCCAGCUAGAACAGUUGGAGUUUCGCUCGCUGGCGCAGCACACCUACUUGGAAAGACGCGACAGUCUGCGGAAAAUGUUCCUCUUCUACUACCAGGACAAUUCACAGAAUGCGACGUAUUCGAGACGCGAGGCUUUGAGACAGAUGUACUUCCUCGUGGUUCCAUGGACCCAGCGAGCCUACGUCUGCAUUGUCGACACAGCGCGUGUCAAUAAGUUGCCGAACCUCGAAUCGCAGUACGCCCGUCAUUACACCAAGAGUCACACAGGCACCAACUCCGGCCUGCCUUCCUCCCUCACCUUUGAGACACGCGUCGAGACGGAUCCUGCGGUGGCUCGACGCGUCGUCCAACGCUGGAUCACCUCAGCGAACCUGGGGCAUCGACAGGACUCCAAGAACCUCGACACCUCCCCCACCAUAAUGCUCCUCCACGCGCCCUCCACCCCCGGUUCUGCCAACACCGCGUCCUUGGACUCACCCUGGUGCAUCGGUGAUUCCAUUGUGAACAGACGUCGUUCGCCUCAACUGACGGCUCUUUCCGAGAUGCCCGUGGUUCCACUCGGCGGCACGGGAGACGAGAAGGGUGGGAAGGAGGCCGACGACGCCUACAGCAUCCUCAACUGGCAACAGACUGUCGCCAAACGCGCCAUCAAGUUCUUUCUGCAGUCAGAGGCGCGCUUCGAGAACCAAUUGGAGUUGGCUCGUUACUUCCACGUUCCAGUGGGGAACUUGCCAGUGGCCGAAUCGCCCUCACGUCUCUCCGCCAGCAGCGCCGAGGGCGAUGCACCGCCAAUCGCGGCUCCCAUCUGCACUACGGAGUUCGGCUGUGACCUCUUCUUCGCUCGGCACCUCGCGAAGCAGAACCACAUCCUCUGGGCGUCCGGCUCCAGCCGGCCGGACUUCGGCGGCAAGGAAGUGGACGAUCAACGACUGAUGCUGGAAAUGGAGGAGGCUAAUGCAAUCGAGGUCAACUGCAAGGGCUGCUACCGCCACGUGUGCGUGGAUUUGGAGUUCUCUAAUCUGGCGGUUAACACAAUGCUCGUGGCCAAUCGCAUCCUCGAAUUAGAGGGAGCCAGUGCGCUCACCUUCGACCGACUCAUUCCCGCCCAGCAGUCCAUCGAGGAACUUCUAAGUCGGGGUGUGAAUGUCGGCGCUCAGAUCACCGACUACGACGAGACGGCAGCCUGCUCUGCUGCCUUCCGCAUCCUUCGCACAAUGGUCUUGGGGUGGGUCAGGGACGUGACUGAGUACCAAAACCCCCUGGCAGACGAACAGGUCAUCUACUUUUACCACUGGCUUCGCUCCUCCUCCUCUCUCCUCUACGAUCCCGCACUGCGAAGGACGUUGCAGAAGCUCAUGAAGAAGGUGAGUCCAGUUUGCUGUUUCCAGGUGCACUCGUCGUUGGAUCUAGUUCGUCGAAGGUCGUCCACUCGACUGCCGCGCAAAUUUGCCGAGCUGUGUGGCAAGACGCGUCACGUGGGUUCAGAGGCGUGGAAUUACCUCGUUCUCCGCGUGUUGCAUUGCCUUGCUCCCACCUCACCUCCGAGUUCCAGGGACUCCUUAGAACUCGGCUUGGAGGUGGUCUUCGCGACCUUAAGUCGCCUCCUCACAACUUCGCACUUGCUUUACUGGAACUACAAACUUUUGACAGUGUUUUCGUCGGACGCAGGAGUUACCCUCCAAACCGGCACCACAGCACCUGUCUUCCUGAAACUGGUGGACGAGCUGAACCAGACGCACGGCCUGGAUGUCGUCUUCGCCAACUUCAAUCGCAUCGUGGUGUGCACGCGUCACUUGGACGUGGUCGAUGCACUCUCCCGGGCCGACAGCCUCACCCACAUGCUCCAGUCAAAGCCCCUCUUCGUUCAUCUCGACCUUCAGUACGCUCGCAGCUGGCACCAACUCCUCUGGUACGACUCCUCCAACUACGCCGGAAUUCGGCUAGGUGAUGUGUCGCAAAUUUUUCCCUUUAACCAUCUUCAGGUCGACUUGGAUGCCAUCGACUCCCAGGUCAGGAUGGUGGACAUGGACGAGGCGGAGAAGGACUUCGAGGUAGACAUGUGGUGGCAUAUCGCUCGCUACCUGCCGGAGACGCGCGGUCUGCGCGCCAAGUUCCAGGCUCUCGUCGCGGGCUACCUCCUGGCCUCGAGAAAAGCCGUCGUGGCCGAAGCCAAACGUCUAGUCGAGUGUGGCGUUAGCCUCUCACAACCGCCACCAAAUGCUCCGCCUGGUGCACUCACUGCCACCGACGCCACCCUUGCUCCAGGUGUUCUCGACUUUCUAGACCGUCUCGUUCGGGAGCAACUGGCGCCCGAAUUGUACAGUUUCGUGCAGCGCCUCAGGCGCAAGGCUGGACCGUGGUGUCCGACCAACACCACGGGCGGACCUUACACUCCGGAGGACAUUGUGGCGUACCUGGACGAGAAGUCGGCGCUAGACGGAGUGGAUGGCAUGGAGACCACGCGUCCACUGCCCCUCUUGCCUCCACACCCAGCGGAAUUCGGUGCCGUGGCUUUGUCUCCGAUUUGCGACUUUGUCAAGACCAUUUGCCAGGUCCUCUCACUGGACAAAUGCAUCGUCCGACAGGUUGGCGAUGUGGAGCGAGAUCUCUUCCGUUUGAUCAACGUCGGGGAGUUCUCGCACGCGGCGCUCUGGACACCGCCGCACGAGUUAGUCGGCGGCGGUGGACGCUCACUCCUCGUCUACCUGCCCGAGGUGACCUGUCUGACGUGCAACUUCAUCCGCGAUCUGGACGUCUGCAGAGACCGACACCUGGACGUCGUGGACGGCUUCUGGUGCCCCGUCUGUCCCCACUGCGGCACCGCCUACUCCAAGGGCAUGCUGGAAGCGGGCCUGCUAUCGCAGGUGGAGCAAAUCAACCUUCAAUUCGCCCUCCAGGUUCGUGUGCACAUUGUUAUCCUAUCCCAUUUCGGCAGCAAACGACCCGAUUACUGCGUGAUGUGUUUGCAGGACCUGCGUUGCCCCAAGUGCAUCACCGGAGGCGGGAUCCAGGAGUCGGCCCUGGCGAGGGGAGGCUCCCUCGGCAGGUGCGCCGAUUGCGCGUCGCCCCUCGAGUUCACCGUGGCCGCUGGCGAUGCCCUCUUCCGGCGUCUGGCUGUCUACGCGGCGAUUGGUCGAGACUUCAAUCUGCCCGCCCUCGAGCACACCGCCAAUUGGCUGCUCAAUCGGCGUGCGACCUAG